UCUCUCUCUCUCUCUCUCUCUCUCUCUCUCUCUCUCUCUAAAUAUCUCUCUGUGGGUCUCUCUCUCUGGUUGAAGAUGGCGGGCGGAGGAGACAUGGGUCCGUCGAACGGGAAAAAGUAUCCGGGAAAGCUCACGCAAAAAGUUUUGGUGACUUGCAUUGUGGCAGCCAUGGGAGGUUUAAUCUUUGGCUAUGACAUUGGCAUCUCAGGUGGGGUGACAUCCAUGGCUCCUUUCCUGGAAAAAUUCUUCCCAGAAGUCUACAGGAAGCAGGCACUCGACGCCAGUACAAACCAAUACUGCAAGUUCAACAGCCAGACGCUGACCAUGUUCACGUCGUCGUUGUAUUUGGCUGCUCUGCUAUCCUCUUUCGUGGCCUCAGCCGUGACUCGUAAGUAUGGAAGGAAGCCCUCGAUGUUGAGCGGAGGGAUCUUGUUCUUGAUUGGAGCCGCUUUCAACGGCGCUGCGGUUAAUGUGGCUAUGCUUAUUGUGGGACGGAUUUUUCUUGGUCUCGGUAUUGGAUUCGCCAAUCAGUCUGUGCCACUCUACCUCUCUGAGACAGCUCCAUACAAAUACAGAGGAGCGCUCAACAUCGGCUUCCAAAUGUCGAUCACAAUCGGAAUCCUAGCCGCCAACGUCCUCAACUUCUUGUUCGCCAAGAUUGAAGGCGGCUGGGGGUGGCGGCUCAGUCUCGGCGGUGCAGCGGUCCCAGCUUUGAUCUUCAUUGCCGGCUCUGCAUGCCUUCCUGACACCCCCAACUCCCUCAUUGAACGUGGGAACCACGAGCAAGCCAAAGAACAGUUGAAGAAAAUCCGUGGCGUUGACAGCGUCGACAAAGAGUUCAAUGAUUUGGUUGCAGCGAGUGAGGUGUCGGGGAAAGUGGACAACCCGUGGGCGAAGCUGCUGCAGAGGAAGUAUAGGCCUCAGUUGACAUUCGCCGUUUUGAUUCCUUUCUUCCAGCAACUGACAGGGAUGAACGUGAUUAUGUUUUACGCGCCUGUUUUGUUCAAGACCUUGGGUUUUGGAGAUGAUGCGGCUCUCAUGUCUGCUGUGAUCACUGGCAUUGUGAAUUGUGUUGCUACUUUGGCUUCCAUUGUUUCUGUUGAUAGGCUUGGAAGGAGAUUUCUGUUUCUUGAGGGUGGAACUCAAAUGUUUAUUUGUCAGGUUGCUACAACAGUUCUAAUUGCGCUAAAAUUCGGAACAAGUGGGAACUCUGUUGAUCUGCCCAAGUGGUAUGCUGGUCUAGUGGUGUUUUUCAUCUGUGUUUACGUCGCCGGGUUCGCGUGGUCAUGGGGCCCACUCGGUUGGUUGGUACCGAGCGAGAUCUUUCCACUUGAAAUACGGUCUGCAGCUCAGAGCAUCAACGUAUCGGUCAACAUGCUCUUCACCUUCUUCAUCGCUCAGGUCUUCUUGGCAAUGCUGUGCGGCUUAAAGUUUGGGCUGUUUAUCUUUUUCGCUUUCUGGAUGGUGGUGAUGAGCAUUGUCAUCAAGCUUUUCUUGCCUGAGACAAAGGGUAUCCCAAUUGAAGAAAUGGCUGGUGUAUGGAAAACCCAUUGGUUUUGGAAGAGGUAUGUUGCAGAGGAUGAUAACACUACUCCAAAUGGAGGCAUGGUCUGAAGUCAAUGAGGCGUUGCUGUACUUUUAUUUCUUAGCUUAUUAUUAAAUCAAGGGUUAACUAUUGUUUGAGUGAAGGUGACAAUCUUAAUUUGGAAAGGCAAUACUAUUUUAUUUAGUUCUUGUAUCUUGUCAUUUCAUUCAAUCUAGGAAAAGGCUAUCCAGAAUUGUGUGUCUCACUGUAUUUUCUCAAGUUGAGUGAUGGUGAG
This is a messenger RNA of Rhododendron vialii, 1820 nucleotides long. RefSeq names its product sugar carrier protein C-like. Gene Ontology annotation, molecular function: monosaccharide transmembrane transporter activity. Lineage: Eukaryota; Viridiplantae; Streptophyta; Magnoliopsida; Ericales; Ericaceae. Gene Ontology annotation, cellular component: membrane. The coding region runs from base 76 to 1614 and encodes 512 amino acids. The record is from RefSeq and is a predicted model, not a curated record. The transcript is spliced from 4 exons. Gene Ontology annotation, biological process: monosaccharide transmembrane transport.